Paramuricea clavata is the source of this 381-nucleotide messenger RNA. NCBI's taxonomy places the organism in Eukaryota, Metazoa, Cnidaria, Anthozoa, Malacalcyonacea, Plexauridae. The record is from the annotation of a GenBank genome assembly.
AUGGAAAGUACUUCCAGUGCUGGUAGUGAUGAUUCUCAUCGAGUAUGUGUCAUUUAUUUCGAGGGUAAAGACGGAGAGCUUAGAGAAUUAACAAGUGAAACCGUGAAUAGAAUUUUGGAAAGAAGAAAGGAGUGGUUAAGUCUGCCAUCCUCGUAUAAAGCCUUUACUGAAGUCGCCAAAAAGUCGUUCGAGUUUAUUCAUGAAACUGACGAUUUAAACCCGGAAAAUAUUGCGAAAACAUAUUGCUUUCAUCCUGCCUGUUAUCGAAGUUUUACAGACAAAAGUAAACUUGAUAGAGCCAAAACUACGUUGACUAAUGCUGCCGAUCGCAAGCGAGUGGCCGACGACAAUACUCAGACCAACUGUCCAAGACCAGAAAAA